GCCUGAAUUAUUCUGCUUUAGGUGUUAUGCUGUUCUAAUUCAAAUUGGCCUUUAUAACUUUUGUGAUUUUUCGUGAACUAUUUUCGUUUGUUAUUGCUUUAAUUAGUUUUGAUUUGAGCAGUCUAUUACAGGGAUUACAAACUUUUGAAACGCGAUGGCCGGGUUUUUAUCCUUAUCGUCGCGUAAUCUUCCACGACACGCAAUCCGCAUUGGGCUCCGAUCACUGGAGGGAAGGAAUCUGCAGGUUAACAAGGUUGCUAGUUCCCGAACCUAUCAUCAGGUGAACGAUGUGCUGCAAAAAAUAGUUCAUGCGUCGGUCGCUCAGAGCGCACACGCUCAAAAAUCGACUAUGACAAGCUGGCAGACGACGAAACGUAAUCUAUUUCUGUCUAGUCGGUUGUUGAGUUCCGAGAUUGUAAAGGUACCUCCCUUUGCUGAUUCUGUUUCGGAAGGCGAUGUCAAAUUCGAUAAAAAGGUUGGUGAUUCGGUUGCCGCUGACGAAAUUGUAAUGGAAAUAGAAACCGACAAAACUACGGUUGGUGUUCCUUCUCCUGGACAUGGUAUUAUAGAAGAAAUUUUUGUGUCGGAUGGUGACACCGUAAAAGCUGGCCAACAACUUUUUAAAUUGAAAAUUACUGGAGAGGCACCAAAAGUCGAAAAACCUGCCGCCGCAGCUGCUGCUCCUUCGGUGACGCCACCAAUACCUGCACCACCAUCACCAGCGGCAACAGCUAGUGCUAAGCCGCCACCACCGCCACCGCCAGCUGUGAAGAUUCCACCACCGGCACCUCCUCGGCCAACUGGACCCAUCAGUAAGAUGCCUGUUGCGGCCAUUCGCCACGCGCAAGCGAUUGAAGCCGCCACUGUUAAGGUUCCUCCGGCGGAUUAUAGCAAGGAAAUUACGGGCACAAGGACCGAGCAACGCGUUAAAAUGACUCGUAUGCGGCUAAAAAUUGCGUCUCGUUUAAAAGAAGCGCAGGAUACUAAUGCUAUGCUGACUACGUUUAAUGAGAUUGAUAUGAGUUUCAUAAUGGAUUUUCGCAAACAACACCUAGAAGCUUUUCAGAAAAAGUAUGGAAUGAAAAUCGGAUUCAUGUCAGCGUUUUGCAAGGCGGCUGCCUAUGCUCUUCAGGAUCAACCUGUAGUGAAUGCUGUCAUUGAAGAAAAUGAAAUCGUGUACCGUGAUUACGUGGAUAUUUCAGUCGCGGUUGCUUCGCCUAAGGGUCUAGUCGUGCCAGUGUUAAGAAACGUUGAGGGAAUGAAUUUUGCAGAUAUUGAACUAUCCAUUGCUGGCCUGGCUGAUAAAGCAAAGAAAGGUACACUUGCUGUAGAGGACAUGGACGGUGGAACAUUCACUAUUUCAAAUGGUGGGGUAUUCGGUUCCCUGCUUGGAACGCCUAUUAUCAAUCCACCACAAAGCGCUAUUUUAGGAAUGCAUGGAAUAUUUGAGCGUCCAAUUGCAGUGAAAGGACAGGUUGUUAUUCGACCAAUGAUGUAUGUUGCUCUAACGUACGAUCAUCGACUGAUCGAUGGCCGCGAGGCUGUAACAUUCUUGCGUAAAGUGAAAGCAGCCGUAGAAGAUCCUCGCAUUAUAUUGGCUGGCUUAUAAAAAGAACAUUUUACGUACUAUUGAAAUAUGCAGGUUCUACCAGUUAAAGUAAAUGUUUUGCAACCCGGCGGAAUAUGUUCAUAGUCUUUACAACAUCAUUAGUAUUCGAGUAAAACAAACAACUUGCAUAAAACUUAAACGAGAAUCUUAAACUAAUCAAGAUACGGACGCAGUUUUAAUAUCUCACAUGUAUUAUCGCUUUACCAAUGAUGUUUCAAUAAACACAUACAAAUAUUGGUGCUUAAUUGAGGACUAUUCGAUGUUACGUAAUUCAUAAAACGUUUUCGUUGAGGUAAUACCAUCUAUAGUCAUUGCAAGCGAAUGAUUAAGCAUGAAUAAAAACAUGGUUUUACUCCGUGAAAUAAUUAGGCAUUUUUGCGAAACUUUGAAAAAAUCAACGAAAAUAAAUAUGGUAACGAAUAUCUGCAAAAUAACUGAAAGAA
Messenger RNA from Sabethes cyaneus, 2052 nucleotides. Its product is annotated as dihydrolipoyllysine-residue succinyltransferase component of 2-oxoglutarate dehydrogenase complex, mitochondrial. Gene Ontology annotation, cellular component: oxoglutarate dehydrogenase complex. Gene Ontology annotation, biological process: tricarboxylic acid cycle. Bases 155 to 1609 code for a protein of 484 amino acids. The transcript has 6 exons. The record is from RefSeq and is a predicted model, not a curated record. Gene Ontology annotation, molecular function: dihydrolipoyllysine-residue succinyltransferase activity. Lineage: Eukaryota; Metazoa; Arthropoda; Insecta; Diptera; Culicidae.